GCUCCUUUCAUCAUGCAGCUGGUGAUCCGUCAGUACCGUCCCUCAGACAAGGACACAGUGCGGACCCUGUUCAGCAUCAGCAUCCGGGAGCACAUCGGCCCAUGUUUCCGCAAUGCCAUGACCAGCCCUCUCUACAUCGCCAUCACGCUGGCUCUGUGUGUUGCUGGAUACCUGCUUGGCUCUGUGUUUGGAGCUGUGCUGUUACCAGCAGUCUGGGUAGGCCUCAUCUACUACUGCUCUUAUGAGCUCUAUGACAGCUACGUCAGAGAGAGACUUCGGACAGACAUGCAGGACAUCGUUGGAAACUAUCUGAGCAGACCAGAUGACUGUUACUGGGUGGCUGAGGCUGAGGUUGACGGAAGCGUGCAAGUCCUCGGUAUGGUGGCUGUAGCAGCCAAACACAAUGGGAAAGAAGAAUACGGGGAGCUGUUCAGAAUGAUCAUCUCACCAGAGUGCAGACGACUGGGUCUGGGCCGCAGGUUGACUCAGACCGUGGUUGACUUCUGUAAGGAACGAGGCUUCUCCAAGGUAGUGCUGGAGACCAGCACCACCCAGACGCCUGCUGUGGCCCUGUACGAGAAACUGGGCUUCAGCCACGUGCUCUCACACACCAAUGGGGGUGUUCCCUCCUGGGUUGUGUCACUGGCCAAAGUCAGAGUUUUAAGAAUGGAAAAACGGCUGUAGGCCUGAAGAAAGCACUCAUCAACUGAUGUUAUGUUCCUGUUCUCUUCUGCAAACACUAGUUUAAGCUUUUGCAUUGAUCAUACGUAAUACUUAGACCAAGAAGAGCCUUGGGUAGUGCAGGGAUCAAUUCAUAGGUUUACACAUUACAUACAGCUGCUCUUGUGAGCUCACUGGAGCAUGAUUCAGUCACUUUACAUUGUUGUAGUGUAUGUGGAUUUUCUUUUUUCAAUAGAUUCAAGUACUGUCAUUUUAUUUGUCAAACUAUAUUGACCACUUUGAAUUGUUUUUUCAUACAAAAGGUUGAAGAUGAAGAAAAUACAUUGUUCACAUUUACAUACUUUGACUGUUAAAGCCCCUCACUAUGGUAACUCAAGUUUGACAUGAGUGUAACAUAACAUUGGAGCUGGAUGAAGCUGUGAAGCUGGAAUUAGAAGCUUAACAGAUCAGUGAGAAUGAAACAGACCAGCAGAGACAUUAGAAGUAAUAUACAGAUGAAUAUAAUGUAGUAUAUUGUACUGUUACACUGUACUGCAGUAUACAGUAAGAACAUCUAGUUUAGAGAUGGAUAAUGCUGACUAAUGAUUGGUCAUUAUUAUAGGUGCUUCUAAAAUAAUCUUUUGUUACAGAAGACAUUCUUAAUAUCAGAUUCUUAAUAAGUCUUAAAAGAUUAUUCAUUGAAUCCUUAUGUUUAAGGAUGAGAAAGUCUUAUUUUUAAUCAUGAAAUUUAAAUUUGGAGAUGAAGCCUAUAUGUUAUAUUGGAUUCCAUAGAAGUGUGUUAUUAUUUUACGCUUUUCUAUUUUCCAAAUUAAAGAUUUCAAACUGCACUUACUAUAUAGCACUGGUAGUUGCAGUUUUAGACAUGUGAACACUUUGAUUGUUGUUUUGCACGUGUUCAAUUCAUAGAGAUACGUGUCCAUAUUGGGGGGAAAAAAUCAUACUGGUAAUUGUAACACAAUGUGAUUUACAUAAACAUACAUUUCUUCUCCUAAAGAUUCUAAGUUUUGUUUGGUGAAGCCAAAAAAACAUUAAAUUUAACUUUGAACAGUAUGCAGGUACCCUUCUAUUAAAGUAUCCCAUUCAGCCAUGACAAACAAUGAAAGGAUCCUCAAACUGUCACAGCUGCAGUGGCCAUCAGUAAUUUUAUUCUUUUAUUUGUGCAUUUUCUACUUUGACAUGUCAAAAUCACUUACAGUAUGAAGUAAAAAUUCCAAAAACAUGUUUUGAAUGUUUGUGAUGAAGACAGUGAUCUCAGAAAUCUGUCUGUUUAACAGCAUUGUGUUUGGAAAUCUCAUGCAGUCAUGUCAAUUUGACUCUAAACAUGGUUUCUAAUGUGGAAAUGUAUGGAAAUAUAUGUGAUUCAUACAGAUGGAAUUGUUCAUUGUUAGUCAUAAACAGCAGGGGGCGCCGCUUGUCUAAGUAACAGCAACUGAGGUGCAAAGUCACUAAAGUACACUUACACAAGUGCUGUGUAACUGCAUAUAUUUUCACUUUCUUUUGGUGUUGAUCAUCAUUACAGUGCUUGAGCUUUACUUGAGUAUUCCACUACAUUUAGCCAGUUACUUUGAUCACAUACAAAUUCCAUGCAUCUUGGUAUGUCUAGUGUGAUAGUAUAGAUCAACUCUACAACAGUGUUAUAUACCAAAAAUGAGCUCAUCCAGGACCAAUUCCAACAUUAGGACACUGUAUAUACUGUACUGUACUUUCAAUUUAUUCUGCCUAUAAUAUUUUUAUACUUUCACUCAAUAAAAUUUUGUAAGAAAGA
Stegastes partitus (bicolor damselfish) is the source of this 2446-nucleotide messenger RNA. RefSeq names its product N-acetyltransferase 8-like 2 (gene nat8l2). The coding region runs from base 13 to 684 and encodes 223 amino acids. The transcript has a single exon. Gene Ontology annotation, molecular function: N-acetyltransferase activity. NCBI's taxonomy places the organism in Eukaryota, Metazoa, Chordata, Actinopteri, Pomacentridae. The record is from RefSeq and is a predicted model, not a curated record.